AUGGCACCAUUAACCAAAAGAAGCAAACAACUUCUAAAAGCUCACCCAGUAAUACAAAAUCAAACACUGAUAGAACCACCAAUUGACCUUAAUAUUUCCUCAACAUUUAGUAAUAAAGCUGUAAAAGCUAAACAGGAAUUAAUGAAUAAAAUCAAUAUUUUACCUGAGAAGCAAAUUUUUUCUACUUUAUCUAAAUGGAAUCAAGAUGUGGCAAGAAUAACAGUUUCAGAAAAUCUUCCAGGGACCACUUCUCAAUUCUCAUCAUAUGGGAUCGUGGCAGAUGAAAGUACAAGAGGAUCUGGAUCGGUGCAAUUCAGAUACUGUACUUGA
Molecule: messenger RNA, 330 nt
Organism: Entrophospora sp. SA101
Lineage: Eukaryota; Fungi; Glomeromycota; Glomeromycetes; Entrophosporales; Entrophosporaceae
Source: the annotation of a GenBank genome assembly